AUGAGCUGUGCAGCUGGUGAGCCGGGCAUUGCUCACGUCACUGGCAGACGCUCACUUUGUGCGUGGAGGUGGAGGGCGGGAGGCUGGGUGGAUGAUGAGGAGGAGGAAUGGGAGCUAUCUGAACAAAAUUUGUCUCCGUCUCCGUCUGCCUGCGUCCGUGUCUGUCCGUCCCUGUCCCUGUGUCUGCCCGCCUGUGUCUGCCUGUCCCUGUGUCUGCCCGCCUGUGUCUGCCCGCCUGUGUCUGCCCGCGUGUGUCUGCCCGCGUGUGUCUGCCCGCCUGUGUCUGCCCGCCUGUGUCUGCCCGCCUGUGUCUGCCCGCGUGUGUCUGCCCGCCUGUGUCUGCCCGCCUGUGUCUGCCCGCCUGUGUCUGCCCGCGUGUGUCUGCCCGCGUGUGUCUGCCUGUCCCUGUGUCUGCCCGCCUGUGUCUGCCCGCCUGUGUCUGCCUGUCCCUGUGUCUGCCCGCCUGUGUCUGCCCGCCUGUGUCUGCCCGCGUGUGUCUGCCCGCCUGUGUCUGCCCGCCUGUGUCUGCCCGCCUGUGUCUGCCCGCCUGUUUCUGCCUGUCCCUGUGUCUGCCCGCCUGUGUCUGCCUGUCCCUGUGUCUGCCCGCCUGUGUCUGCCUGUCCCUGUGUCUGCCCGCCUGUGUCUGCCCGCCUGUGUCUGCCUGUCCCUGUGUCUGCCCGCGUGUGUCUGCCCGCGUGUGUCUGCCCGCCUGUGUCUGCCCGCGUGUGUCUGCCCGCGUGUGUCUGCGUGUUUGUCUGCCCGCCUGUGUCUGCCCGCCUGUGUCUGCCCGCGUGUGUCUGCCCGCCUGUGUCUGCCCGCGUGUGUCUGCCCGUCCCUGUGUCUGCCCGCGUGUGUCUGCCCGCCUGUGUCUGCCCGCCUGUGUCUGUGUGUUUGUCUGCCCGCGUGUGUCUGCCCGCCUGUGUCUGCCCGCCUGUGUCUGCCCGCCUGUGUCUGCCCGCGUGUGUCUGUGUGUUUGUCUGCGUGCGUCUCUGUGCACACGGGCCGUGUGUGGACACUUCAUGA
Amblyraja radiata (thorny skate) is the source of this 1023-nucleotide messenger RNA. RefSeq names its product keratin-associated protein 10-1-like. NCBI's taxonomy places the organism in Eukaryota, Metazoa, Chordata, Chondrichthyes, Rajiformes, Rajidae. The record is from RefSeq and is a predicted model, not a curated record. The coding region runs from base 1 to 1023 and encodes 340 amino acids. The transcript has 2 exons.